Messenger RNA from Phytophthora infestans T30-4, 1200 nucleotides. RefSeq lists its product as uncharacterized. The transcript has a single exon. NCBI's taxonomy places the organism in Eukaryota, Oomycota, Peronosporomycetes, Peronosporales, Peronosporaceae. The coding region runs from base 838 to 1200 and encodes 120 amino acids. The record is from RefSeq and is a predicted model, not a curated record.
CGUCGCCCAAUCCACCGGAAUUCAGCAUCAGUAUCUUAGACGAUAACGCAUUAGAAAAACAGCUCGUCGAUGCUUCACGACCCGACCUCGUAUUCAAGACUCACGUCAUUCUCCCCUGCAGCAUCUCCAAGUCCAACUGACAGUGUUAAGUCAGCAGGCUGCAGUCCUUCUUUUCUACCCAUCACAACUCCAGCCAUGGCUAAGCUGUUCGAUGGUGACUUCAAUAACUCGAACUCACCAGCUAUUGUUCCUCUCGUGUCGUCGGCUAGCGUACCCCCAUUAGACUCUAAUUUAGAGAUGUCGCUUGAAUCAUCGACUCUAAAAUCCUCAGUAAUGACAGCCUCUACUCCAGCACCAUCCAACGCGACUCACCAAAAGGGACAGACAGGCAUGAACGGUGGCCGCUGGACGGAGCUAGAACAUCAGAGCUUCCUUGCGGGAUUGAGGCUCUACGGCCGUGAAUGGAAAAAAGUGGCGGCAAAGAUCAAGACUCGCACGUCUGCGCAGAUUCGUAGCCAUGCACAGAAGUACUUCGCCAAGCUCGCGCGCGAUGACGAAAUGCGAAAGCAUAGCGGGCUGUCCAUGGUCAUGUCUGGGCCUGUCGGAUAUUUCAGCGAUGGUGGCUCCUCCAUCGCCCAGAACAGUGGGGACGACGAAGAUGAUGGAUCCGAUGUAAGACAAAUGGCCCGCGGUCGCUCAGCAGGACAAGCCAAAGGAACUGCUGCUAUCUUGAUCGCUUCGAUGGACUCAGCUGCUAGUAAGCUUUACAAGCAGGCAGCGACGGCAACUAAAAAAAGAUCGCGAGCAGUGGCGACAGGCUUUGAGGAUCAGUUCGGAAUGAACUCGACCCCCUUACGAUUCCCCUACAAGCUUCAGAAACGAACAGAGGACGCCGUAAGUGUGGAAAAUCUUCCGUCGCAGGAAGAGCUACUCGCGACGGCGUCUCCAAAUCUUCGCCACCGACUAUCCAGCCUCAUUGAAGCAGAAUUGUGUGCUCUUCAGGUCCUCUCAUGCUAUGCCAUGCUGCAGCAGCAAGAUCAAUUCUCAACUCCAAUACAGAAAGCCAAACGGCAAGGCAGACCACGCAAGCUAGCGACAGUGACCGCUACCGCCACCGCCACCGGAAGUACCACAGCGUCGUCGCUUGGCCUAUAUAUGCUAUCUACGGAGCAUAUUCCACCGACGUCGUCGAUCUAUUAA